Molecule: messenger RNA, 1896 nt
Organism: Myzus persicae (green peach aphid)
Lineage: Eukaryota; Metazoa; Arthropoda; Insecta; Hemiptera; Aphididae
Exons: 2
Coding region: 409-1485 (358 amino acids)
Biological process (GO): meiotic chromosome segregation
Cellular component (GO): nucleus; chromosome, centromeric region
Source: RefSeq, a predicted model, not a curated record
GACAUGGUUUGACUGAUUGCCGGAUGCAUCACUGGUGCAGCUGAUCGAUGAUACAAAAUUACAUCUUUACUGCGUUAUUUUACGGAAGAGUAGUUAUUAUUCGUUGUAAUAAAAUUGGAUUAUUCUUUAUCUAAUCGUCGACUGACUGGUCGUCGUUUUUCUAAUACGUCUGUUUCAGUCAUUGUACUCGUCCGUGUGUAUUUCACAGACCACUACGCCGGUUCGUCGGGCGAAGCGACCAUUUUCUAUAACCCGUUCAAGUGUUAUUUAAUAGUAAUAAUUGCGAUUUCAAUAACUAUCAAGAUCUAGAUCUUUCAGUUGUCUCUAUCGUCGGCUGCGAUCCAAACGCUUGUUGUCAGCUAUUAGGCCCAAAACAAAUAUAAUAAGGAUAUUCAAAAUAAAUUCAAGAUGGCACCCAAAUCAUUACAAGUUCAAAAUCGAAACAAGUCUUCUAAGAAUAAUAUCUUUAUCAAAAAACUUAAUCAUGCUUUGGUAAUCAAUAAUAAUUUACGUAAGCGUAUUGAAGAGUUAUCGGAACAAAAUAAACAAUUAUCUACUACAAGAAAUAACUUGUCAUUGGAGAAAAUGUCAUUGCAAACUGAAAAUAACUCUAUUAAAAAUUCAAAUGUUCAACUAACGGCAAUGCAUCAUAUAAUGAAUAAAAAAAUUAAUGCAUUAGAACAAACUAUUCAAAGCUGUAUACCUGCAUUGGUAACUAUGUCUCAAUGUAUCCCAUCUAUGUUAGAAAGUGUACACGAAAUGAGUAAGUUUGAGAUCAAAGACUUUACCAAGGAAAAGAAAGAAAAACAGACAAAAACUGUUAGACCUAUGAUUAAUGGUCAUACUAUCACUCAGCCAGCUGUUUCAAUAAGAAGAUUUGAUAUGUCGCCUAUCAUUGAAAGUCCUAGUACUGAACAAACGCGGCGUAGUACUGAGCAAACUCCAAAAAGACCAAGAAAACUGAGUUAUAGAAGUUCACCACAAUGCAAACUUAAUAUGGAACCAUAUGUAAGAUUAAAAGAUGUUGCAGCCAUGUUAAAAAACUCUAAAGCUGUUCCUAAUGAAGAAGGUUCUCAACGUCGAUUGAAUGAAAAUUUAGGUGAAGGUCCUAGUUGGUUGCAUACUCCAGAAAAUCAAACACAGAAUUCUAACAAUAGUACAAAUGCAAUACAAACUGUUGAAAGUUCUCCUAGAUCAACUACAGUCAAUGAAAGUCAGGCUGAUGUGACAACAAUUGCUUCUACUUCAAGUGUUAAUGCGGAUAAUACAUUAAAUGGAACUGAAGAACGUCACAGUGAUUCGGUAAUUUCUAUUGAUUCAAGUAUGAUGAGAAACGUAACAUGUCGAAGACGUACUAAACGGUCAAGUGAUUCAAGCGGUACAUCUGAUUUUGAUGAUUCAACUUCUUCAUCAAGACCUAGUAGAUCUGCAUCAAAAAAUAUCAACUAUAAAGAAAAGAGCCUGGGCAAUAAACUCAGAAGGUAAUUUUAAGUAUCAUAAAACCUAUUAAGAAAUUGUUUAUGAUAUUUAAUUGUGUGUUUUAUACUAUUGUAUGUAAUUUUUUGUUAUUAGUUAACAACAAAUAUUUUCAAACUAAUUUUGAUAUAGUAUAUGUUUUAAAUGUAAUCUUUAUAAUAUGUAUAUAUUUUUUUUUCUAAAGGAAGUUUAUAUAAUAUAAAUCAGUUUCACAAAUAUUAAGAGCAUUGAAAUAGUUUAGAAGAUAAUUAUGUAUUUAAAGUAUCAUAAAACCGAUUAAAAAAUUGUAUAUGGUUUUAAUCGUGUGCAUUAAACUUAAUAUGUAACUCACUAUUAUGUGUAAUUUUUCAGAUUUUAUUGGGUAAUCAAUAGUUUUUAUUUUUGACUUAUUAUGAUUUGGUAUAAGUUUUUUUAAUUGUA